Oncorhynchus nerka (sockeye salmon) is the source of this 4629-nucleotide messenger RNA. RefSeq names its product metabotropic glycine receptor-like. Gene Ontology annotation, cellular component: membrane. The transcript is spliced from 6 exons. Bases 1 to 2451 code for a protein of 816 amino acids. Gene Ontology annotation, biological process: G protein-coupled receptor signaling pathway. The record is from RefSeq and is a predicted model, not a curated record. NCBI's taxonomy places the organism in Eukaryota, Metazoa, Chordata, Actinopteri, Salmoniformes, Salmonidae. Gene Ontology annotation, molecular function: G protein-coupled receptor activity.
AUGUUGAUGCACUAUGAGAGGGUGCUGAAGGUAUUCCUGUCCCGUACGGCACAGCGGACACCCUACAUCACCAGCUGGCGGUUGCUGCGUCUGCUGGGGGUCAUCCUGCUGGUGGUGCUGUGGUUUCUGGUGGCCUGGACCUCGGCCGUGUGUCAGACACCUGACCGGACGUCGGCCCUCAUCGAUGUGGGCCUCACCCCCGACGGGCUGCAGUUCAGCAUGUGCCUGCUGGACCGCUGGGAUUACAUGAUGGCAGUUGCCGAGGUCCUGUUUCUUCUGUGGGGAGUGUACCUCUGCUAUGCUGUCUGGACCGUACCGUCAGCCUUCCAUGAACCACGCUACAUGACUGUUGCCAUAUACAAUGAACUCCUCAUAUCGGCAGUAUUCCACACCAUUAGGUUCACUCUGGCUCCUCAGUGGCACCCUGACUGGAUGCUCAUGUUGGUCUUCACUCACACACACCUCACCGUGACUGUGUCUUUGGGGCUGCUGUUUGUACCAAAGUGUCUGUCCACAGUGACCCAGGCGAGUGAUGACAUUGCCACUGAAACCUAUGAAGAGGAGCUGGACAUGGGCCGGUCCGGGUCCUACCUCAACAGCAGCAUCACCUCAGCCUGGAGCGAACACAGCCUGGACCCCGAAGACAUACGGGACGAGCUCAAGAAGCUUUACGCCCAACUGGAAGUCUACAAGCGCAAGAAGAUGCUGGCCAACAACCCACACCUGCAGAAGAAGCGCAGCUCCAAGAAGGGCCUGGGCCGCUCUCUCAUGAGGCGCCUCACUGAGAUCCCGGAGACCUUGCACCGACAUGGCAGCUAUGGCAGCCGUGAGGAACGUGAGGGUAGCGAGCACGGGAGCAACCGCAGCACCCUUCGACGGAAUCCCUUCGACUCGUCCCAUUCAGGUCACAAGUCCAGGGAAGACUCUUUGAAGAACAAAGUUCUGGGCCUGAAUAAGUCACACAGCUACGACCACGUUUGUGACCAAGCUAAGGAAACUGCCGGCGGAGAGGGCUUGGGUGCUGACAAAAUGGACACCGGCGAUGGUCCCUUGCUGGGAUCUCUCAUUAGGAGGCAGGUUAAAAAGUCACCGGAGCCUGCCCCAAAGGUGGAACCUGCCGAGUCAGUGCCCUUGGUCUGCAAGUCGGCCAGCGCGCACAACUUCACAGCGGACAAAAAGCCCAUUCAGCUGAGGACGUCCAUCAUGCAGAAGUCACUGAGUGUCAUCACCAGUGCCAAAGAGAAGAUGCCCGGGCUCACCAGCAAGACCCAUAGCGCAGAGGAUGCCAGCAAGAAGGGACUCAAGGGGCGCGAUGGGAGGAUGCUGUCUGAGGUGGACGAGAUGGAGUGUUAUCCUAAGAUGAUCAUCAGCCAGUCGGUAGAGUACUCCAGGACACCCAUGGCCAAGAUGGGCAUCAUGAAGCAGCAGGUGAGUGGCAGCCAGCCGUCCAUCAAUACAGAGAGGAACCUGUAUGACCUCUCCGAGGUGUGCUCUUGGGAUGUGGAGGACCCCCCAACCCCAUCGGAUGGAAGGUCCCAGAAGCAUGUGUCCAUUGCUCCGGGAGAGACCACCACGGUCCACAGGGGUGAUGGUGGUGGUGGCACGGGUACCACCAAGGGCAGUCGCUCCCAACAGAAGCAGCAGAGAACCGCAGGACAAUCGCCUGCAGGCCGACAGCGCUCCAAAGACAAGGGGUGUGAACGAGAUGAGCCCAGAGAAACAAGGAAGCCCAGGUCUCCCAGAUCUCCACUCCUGCUCAAACCGGAGGUGUGCCCCUGGGCCUUUGAGGUGCAGCCGAUGUUGGGAGGCGAUUCAGACUCCAUCUCUCCAGAGAGGAUCAGACGUAAGAGGAGCGUCACACCAACUGAUGGGAAGCCCAAGAUCCUCCACUCAGACUACUCCAAAUCCACAGGGAGUCUGCUGCAGCCGCCCACCCUGAUGUUGGACAUCUGUCCCUGGGACUACAAUGAAGCCCCAGCCCCGCCUUCCCCCAGCCAGGAGAAGACCUGCUCCAGUCCCACGGCUCACUCCAAGCGGAAACGAAAAGGUUCGUGCUCCUCCAAAGAAAGGGGAGAGAGGGGUGAGAGAGAGAAAGGAGGGAGGGACAAGGAGGAGGAGAAGCAGCACAGGUCAAAGAGCAAGGAGAGCUCCUCCAGCAGGCCCUCGGAAAGACCACGUGUCAGCCAAUCCUCAGAGGGUGUUCCGGUCACCAUGCCAACAUCUGGGAGACGGAGGAGCUCAACGAGAGACCCGGAGGCGUCGAAGAACAAGAGGGUAGAGACGUGCCCGUGGGAGGUAGAGGACACGCAUGCCAGCGUAGCACAGACAAAGCCUUCUCCAGCGAAAGAAAACUCUUUGAGUUCUAAUAACAAACAACCUGUUAGCACUGCUAAAAGGGUUGACGUUUGCCCCUGGGAUUUUGAAGACAAUGGGUCAGAGAAAAGUGCAUGAUAAUCAAAAUGAUAGACUAUGUGUUUUGUAUUCACGACACAAAUGCUUUGCAAACUGGGUUUUAAAGAUAAGGGUGGGAAAAACAGUUGUACUGUGGUUAUGACUAAAUCAUUUUGUGAAGUAAAACAUGCAAUACGGUCUGUUAAAGCAUUCCAAACAAAGUAUUUGUUCAAAUACAAAGUCCUGUUGUUAGUUGUGCAGCUUAAAGUCACUAUCCGCAAUGUAGAGAAAUGUUUAGUCAGCACUAUUUGCUUGUACAUUUGCUCAGUUUGCAGUUUUGCUCCAUUUGUCACACUCUUUAAUACAUUAAACACGUCCUUACUACCUGUGAGGGAAUUUACACUGAAUGAAUUACAGACAACAAUCUGAUUUAGACAGGUUUGUACAAGAACGUGGGACUGAUUUAACCAGUCCAUUUUUGUAAACAACUAAUUGAUGAUGUUGCCACAUGAUCCAUUAUACUGGACUGGAGUUCUCUUUUGUCUGUAUCCUGCAACUGGGUCAUUCCAAUAUUCUAGACUGGAGUUCUCUUUUGUCUGUUUCCUGCACCUGGGUCAUUCCAACAUUCUAGACUGGAGUUCUCUUUUGUCUGUAUCCUGCACCUGGGUCAUUCCAAUAUUCUAGACUGGAGUUCUCUUUUGUCUGUAUCCUGCACCUGGGUCAUUCCAAUAUUCUAGACUGGAGUUCUCUUUUGUCUGUUUCCUGCACCUGGGUCAUUCCAAUAUUCUAAACUGGAGUUCUCUUUUGUCUGUAUCCUGCACCUGGGUCAUUCCAAUAUUCUAAACUGGAGUCCUCUUUUGUCUGUAUCCUGCACCUGGGUCAUUCUUGUCAAGUAGUGUUGGUCAUCGGGAAGUGUAUAAUAUAACUUCCAUAUGAAGCACAGUGCACAGAUAAGUAUACUGUUAAUUCUGGGGCCUUAUAGAUUAUACAAUUUGAAGUGUUGAGUAGGAGAAAUAGCUACAUUGGUGCACCAUACAUAGUUACCACUUGCGUAGCAACACGAGGAUGCAUCCCAUUAAGGAAGUGUAUCUAUUUGGUCUCCUUCCAGUCAAAUAUGCUUUGUGUUCGUACAAAAAAACGAACUAAAGUUUAUCUUUGAUGCAUACAUUUUGUAAAACUGCUAUAGAAUGUGACAGAGCACUUCCAGAAAUUGCUUUGUUGUCAAUUCAUUAAUUUACAUCCAAAAUGCUACAGCAUUUGGUAAUGGACAUUUUUUUGCAACAGAAACAAACAUUUCUUAUUGGACAAGUUCAACUUAGUCCCUCCCCUGUUUCAGUCUGUUUUUCUCCAAUUGGCUUCCUAGUGAGUAAAACCCAGCUAAUCCGUAACACAGUUCUUCUUGGAAAAAGUACCCAAUUGUCAUAAUUGAGUAAAUGUAAAGAUACCUUAUUGGAAAAUGACUCGUGUAAAAGUGAAAGUCACCCAGUAAAACAGUACUUGAGUAAAAGUCUAAAAGUAUUUGGUUUUAAAUAUACUUAAGUAUCAAAAGUAAAAAGUAUAAAUAAUUUCAAAUUGCUUAUAUUAAGCAAGCCAAACGACACAAUAUCUUGUUUUUAUUUAUUUACGGAUAGCCAGGAGAACACUCCACCACUCAGACAUAAUUUACAAAUGAAACAUUUAUGUUUAGUGAAUCCGCCAGAUCAGAGGAAGUAGGGAUGACCAGGGAGAUUUUCUUGAUGAGUGUGUGAUUGGACCAUUUUCCUGUCCUGCUAAGUAUUCAAAUGUAACAAGUAUUUGUGGGGUUUCUGGAUAAAUGUAUGGAGUAAAAAAAAGUAAAUUAUUGUCUUUAGGAAUAUAGUGAAGUAAAAGUACAAAUUGUCAAAAACAUAAAUAGUAAAGUAUAGAUAUCCCCCAAAAAAUGACUUAAGUAAGUACUUUAUGAAGUAUUUGUACUUUAAGUACUUCACACCACUGAUUCCGCUGUAUCCAUUAAUGCUACAGUGACUUCUGCAUGACAGUAAACAUAUUGGCCCAACGUCUCACUGCUCUUAGCAAACUCUGCUCUGUUAUAACCUGUUUGUUGAGUGAACUUGUACCGCUGUCGUCUUAUUACUAUAAUGCUUGGUAACACUGCUGUUGCAUCCCACAUAGGAAUAUUUAUAUUGUACAUUUAUAUUGUGUUCUGUUGUAAUCGCAUGUACAUAACUCCCCCCCUUAAACCUGCAAUAAAUAUUUAUA